CACCCUCAAUUCUCAAACCCUAGCUAGCUAUUUCAAGAACAUGGCUGGAAUACUAGUUGACGUUCUGCUGGAGCGUUUGGCUACGAUCACCCUUGACAAGGUCGGAGGAGAGUUCAAACUGGUCACUGGUGUUGAGAAAAAAGUCAAGAGCCUCACCCGCAAUCUCGAAGCUAUUCAAGCUGUGCUCGAGGAUGCAGAGCAGAGACAAGUCACCGAGGCCACCGUGAGACGUUGGCUGAGUGAACUGACUGAAGUUUCCUUCGACAUGGAUGACGUGUUGGAUGAGUGGAUAACUGAAGUACUUCUAAAGCAACAAAUGGAGAAACAAGAAAAACAAGGUGAAAAUGCUCUUAUUGUUACUACUAAGAAGAAGGUAUGCUUCCCCUUCCUUUCCUCUUGCUUUUGUUUCGGCCAAGUCAAUCAGUUAAUGCUUCGUCAUGAUAUUGCUGUGAGAAUAAAAGACCUAAAUGAAAGAGUAGCUUCGAUUGCUAAAGAAAAACAAGAUUUUAGCUUUCAAAACAUCACAAGGGUCUCCGAAUUACCUGAACGACAAAAAACUACUUCUCUUCCUAAUGUUAAAACAUUCGGUCGAGAGAAAGAGAAAAACCUCAUAGUUGGCAAGUUGAUAAGUGAGAAUAGUCCAGAAAAUGAGGUUCCUCUUGUCAUCCCUAUUGUAGGGAUGGGGGGAAUGGGGAAAACAACUCUUGCUCAAUUAGUCUAUAAUGACGAAAUUGUCCAAUCGCAUUUUGACAAGAGAAUAUGGGUCUGUGUCUCGGACCCUUUUGAAGAAAUCAAGAUUUCUAAAGCUAUCAUAGAAGGUCUAGGUACCUCAAAAGAUUCAAAUGAGUUGCAAAUUUUGAUGCAAUGUAUAGUUGAAUUGAUUAAGGGUAAAAAGUUUCUUCUUGUGUUAGAUGAUGUUUGGAGCCCAAAGUUAAGUCAAUGGGAAGAAUUAAUCAAGCCUUUACGUAAUGGUGCUACGGGCAGUAGGGUAUUAGUGACCACUCGAAAGGAGGAGGUUGCUACUUUAAUGAAAGCAAAAACUCAAAUGAUCCCUUUGAAGGAGUUGGGUGAAGCAUUUUGUUUGUCAUUGUUCUAUUACAAUGCAGACAUGGAUGAGAGUAGUGUGUCUAAAGAGUUUAAAGAUAUUGGAUUAGUGAUUGUGAAAAGGUGCAAUGGGUUGCCUCUUGCUGCAAAGACGUUAGGUAGCCUCAUGCGCAAUAAGAAAAAGAUUCAUGAAUGGCAAGCUGUUUUAAAUAGUAAGACAUGGGAAUUGAAAGAGAUUCAACAAGAUGUUUUUCGACCACUACUACUAAGUUAUCAUGAUUUGACUCCAGCAACCAAACGUUGUCUUUUGUAUUGUGUUACAUUUCCAAAAGAUUAUGUGUACGAUAGAAAUCAUUUGAUUGAGUUGUGGAUGUCACAAGAUUAUUUGAAUGCUAAAGGAAGUAUAGAAAAGAGAACAGUAGUUGGUCAAAAUUAUUUUGAUGUCUUAGUAAUGCGGUCAUUCUUUCAAGAUGUUGAGGUAGAUGAUGAGAAUAUUGGAAACAUAGCAUGCAAAAUUCAUGAUAUUGUACAUGACUUUCUACAAUAUUUGACAGAAAAUGAAUGUUUGAUUUUGGAUGCUAGUGAGAGAAGGGAUGUGUCAACGGAUAAAGUUCAUCAUUUGACCUUAGUGCAUGCAACCGAGAGUGAUUCUUUGAAAUCUUUUCUCCCUAGUUAUAAAAAAUUACGUACCUUGAUAUCUAUAGAUUCAUCCAUUGGCCCAAUAUGUGAGUUGAUAGUACAAUUGAAAUGCCUUAGGACAUUAAACUUGAGUCGUCGGGGGUGGUAUAGUGGUCUCGAAGAAAUUCCCGAGACGAUAGGUGGAUUGAUACAUUUGAGGUAUCUUGAUUUAUCCGGUAAUGAAGACUUGAAAGAACUACCCAGAGCCAUGGGCAGCUUAUACAACCUGCAAACCUUGCGACUUGUUGGUUGCUGUGGACUCAAAAAAGUAGAUGUGCGAAGGCUGAUUAACUUGAGGCAUCUUUAUGUUGAACUCUGUGGUAGUCUAAAUCUAACAGGGAUUGAGAAAUUAACAGAUCUGCAAAGGCUAGAUUGGUUUGUUGUCGGAGAUGGUGAUGAAGGAAACAAGUUGGAAGAUCUGAAAGACUUGAACCAGCUUCAAGGGAGUCUUUCUAUUAUGAUUUGGGGGCAUCCAAAUAUGGCGGAGAAUGCAGCAGCAAUUAUGGUGAAUAAGGCUCACCUCCUGCAAUUGAGCCUAGAAUUCAACCCAGCUGAUGAAGGAGAGAUUAUGAAUGGCUUAAAGCCGCAUCCAGCUUGA
Molecule: messenger RNA, 2320 nt
Organism: Rosa rugosa (rugosa rose)
Lineage: Eukaryota; Viridiplantae; Streptophyta; Magnoliopsida; Rosales; Rosaceae
Product: putative disease resistance protein RGA3
Exons: 2
Coding region: 41-2320 (759 amino acids)
Biological process (GO): defense response to other organism
Molecular function (GO): ADP binding
Source: RefSeq, a predicted model, not a curated record